CAGAGCAGAAGGAAAAAAUCCAAGGCAAAACAGAAGAAGAAGAAGGCCGAAGGAGAAUGGAAAGAAGACGCUGAAGGCAGCGGAGGAAGCAAGGAGCCCACGUUGUCUGGAGAUGUCCCGCAAAAUCCAGGCCCAGAGAUUUGGAGACUCUCUCUGGACGAGACCCGGGCAGGACCCAAGAAGGAUCAUCUUCCUUUGCACGGUCCAGGCUGGAAAAGAAUCAGCAGCAGCGAGUCGGAAUAUUCGGACGCCGAAUCUGGAAUACAGAGCAAAACAAGGUCUUUUCAAGCGACAGUUCGCCAGGGGGCUUUAACCUGCUUCCUCUCUGCCGUGAAGUCAAUCGAGAAGAAAGUCCUCUAUGGCUACUGGUCUGCAUUUGUACCUGACACGCCUGGUAUAGGAAGCCCACAGUCACUAUCGUUGAUUACGAUUGCUUUGAAAGACCCUUCUCCAAAGACGCGCACCUGUGCUCUUCAAGUACUUUCGGCGAUCUUGGAAGGCUCCAAGCAGUUCCUUUCCAUUGCUGAAGAUGCCAGUGACCACAGGAGAGCUUUCACGCCAUUCUCAGUCUCUGUUGCCUCCAGCGUCCGAGAGCUGCAUCGCUGCCUACUGUUGGCCCUGGUGGCUGAAUCUUCUUCCCAGACACUCACCCAGAUAAUCAAGUGCUUGGCCAACCUCAUACUAAAUGCACCAUACAGUCGCUUAAAGCCUGGACUGCUAACUCGAGUAUGGAACCAGAUAAAGCCAUAUAUUAGACACAAAGAUGUGAAUGUUCGUGUGUCUAGCCUCACGCUGCUGGGAGCCAUUGUUUCAGUUCAAGCUCCUUUGCCAGAGGUACGACUGCUUCUGCACCAGCCCAGCUCUUCCGGGCUCAGUGACAGCGGAUCCACUACACCCCGCUCUUCUGGACCACCUGAUCGGCAGAGGACAGCCCCAGGGGAGCCGCCCCUUAGCCUGGAGAGCACGCCUGCUGAGCCCUGCUGGCUCAUCCAGCUCUGCAUCUCUCUCAUUGUUCUGCCCAGGGAAGACAGCUACUCAGAUAGCGAUGCUGGCGGCACAUCAAAUGCCAGCAUGUUUGAACCCUCUCCCGUCCGGCUGGAAUCCUUGCAG
Molecule: messenger RNA, 1110 nt
Organism: Sphaerodactylus townsendi
Lineage: Eukaryota; Metazoa; Chordata; Lepidosauria; Squamata; Sphaerodactylidae
Product: HEAT repeat-containing protein 6-like
Exons: 5
Source: RefSeq, a predicted model, not a curated record